Molecule: messenger RNA, 4801 nt
Organism: Drosophila bipectinata
Lineage: Eukaryota; Metazoa; Arthropoda; Insecta; Diptera; Drosophilidae
Gene: Ca-Ma2d
Product: Ca[2+] channel Muscle-specific alpha2/delta subunit
Cellular component (GO): voltage-gated calcium channel complex
Molecular function (GO): voltage-gated calcium channel activity
Source: RefSeq, a predicted model, not a curated record
CUUCAUCAUUGGCGGCUCGUGGCACGGAAAACGCGAAAAGCGGAAAAUUUGUAGCCGCCCCGACCGCUCACACAUACAACCGCAGCCCGUGACAGUGUGUUCCAUAUGUGUAAUCACAGAACGUUCGCAGCCCCGCCGCCGCUAAGAGCAAAAGUUUAUAUAUAGAAAAUUUCAACGCAGGCAUCUGAGGGAAAACUAAAAUACGAAAAUAAAUUACGAAAAUCGUGGCCACUUUUCAGAAGCGAAUGAAUAGAUUUGGGUUUUUGGCUGGCUACGUGGCCUGCAGGCGAUAAACGCCGUUAUUAUUAUUAUUACUCGCAUUACGCAUACGCUCCGUGUACCGAGUCUACCGUGUUUGUGUUGGUGUCAGUGCCGCAGAGAGCGAGAAGAAACGCAAAAAAAAAAAGGAAAAUAAGAAGAGGAAACCCCGUCAGUGCUGCUGGCGUCGCAGUCGACGCUGCGACUCCACCCAAAAUUGUAUAUCAAUUUUGAAGGGUUUUCCGAGUGCCGUUCUUGACCAAAAACGGGGCCAAAUGCUCCGAUAGUUUAUACAACCAAUCCCCACCAGUGAGAAUCGACGAAGCACAAAAAACAACAGGGAAAAUGCGAGAAACAUGUUUGGUUUUUGCGAAAAGUUGAUGACACAUUUCGCUGUCAUUUUGACCGCAUUUUUUCUCUCCCAGCCGAUAUUGUUGUUGUUGAUUUGCGGGCCGCAUGGCGGCUUUAUCCCCUCAUCCUCCACCAUUUUGGCGGAGGCCUCGGCGGCGGAUGAAGCCGUUGGAAAAUGGGCCACCAAAUUUGGCGACGAGCUGUUCCUGCUGGCCCAGAAGAUCACCAAGUCGCAGGAAAUCAAGGAGAAGUACAAGGAAUACAAUGCCCGUGUCGAGCUGAAGAACGGAACCGAGCUGAUCCAAUCCAUCACCGAUAAUGUGGGCAGGAUGCUGGCCCGUAAGAUGGACGCGGUGCGGUGCAUCCAGGAGCGGGCGGAGAGUGUGAACGAGAACUUCGAGUUCAACCGUACGUGGGCGGAAACAAACUUCACGUACAUCUCCAGCAAGUACUCGACCUUUAAUGGCAACAGUUCCGAAGAGCUGCAGCCGAACGAGGCCGAAUACGAGUAUAUGUACCGGAAGAUGGACCUGAACCAGGACACGCACUUCUACAACACACCGGUGGAUACGGAGCACAGCUCGGUGCAUGUGCCCUCGAAUGUCUGGGACCGAUCGGAGCGGGUGCUAAAGACGAUACAGUGGUCAGAGCAGUUGGACGAAGUGUUUCGCCAAAACUACCAAUCCGAUCCGGCUCUAUCCUGGCAGUACUUCGGUUCGGAUACGGGCAUUCUGCGACACUACCCGGCAGCCCAGUGGACGGAUUCAAGGGCGAACAGGCAGGAUGCCGACACCUACGAUUGCCGCAAGAGAUCCUGGUACAUUGAGACGGCCACCUGCUCCAAGGACAUUGUCAUUCUGUUGGAUCAUUCUGGUUCGAUGACGGGAUUCCGCCAUCACGUGGCCAAGUUCACCAUCCGAAGCAUACUGGACACCUUUUCGAACAACGAUUUCUUUACCAUUUUUCGCUACGCGGCGGAUGUGGAGGACAUCAUACCCUGCUUCAAUGGAGCCCUCGUCCAGGCGACACCCGAGAACAUUGAGGUCUUUAACGAGGCAAUCGAACAUCUCGAUGAUCCCGAAGGAUACGCCAACCUCACCCUGGCCUACGACAAGGCCUUCCGCCUGCUCCGGACCUACUACGACAGUCGGCACUGCAACACUAGCUCCACCUGCAACCAGGCCAUCAUGUUGGUCACCGACGGUGUGGCCGGGAAUACCACCGAAGUUUUUCAGAAAUACAACUGGGGCAACGGCGAGAACGGCACAUCAGAGAUGAACGUCCGCGUCUUCACUUACCUGCUGGGCAAGGAGGUGACCAAGGUCCGCGAGAUCCAAUGGAUGGCCUGCCUCAACAGAGGUUAUUACUCCCACGUCCAAACCCUCGACGAGGUACAUGAGGAGGUGCUCAAGUAUGUCGAUGUGAUUGCUACGCCCCUGGUUUUGCAAAACGACAAGCAUCCGCCCACCUGGACACACGCCUUUACAGACAAGACGUAUGAUCCUAAGGAAACUGAUACGAAACCCCGCCUUAUGAUAGCCGUGGGCGUGCCCGCUUUUGAUCGAUUCUAUCGCCACGAGAACAGCACGAACCGGAGGGCACGUCUGUUGGGAGUGGCUGGAACAGAUGUGCCCGUGGAAGAUAUAGACAAGCUGACAUUGCCCUACAAGCUGGGCGUCAAUGGCUACUCUUUUGUGGUGUCCAACAAUGGCUAUGUUCUUCUCCAUCCUGACCUGCGGCCCCGUGGAGAAAAUGGAGUCAUCAAUCCAAACUAUAACAGCAUUGACUUUACGGAAGUGGAGCAUCUCUUUGAAGACCAGAGUCCUCGCGAGCCUGGAGACUCCAUUCUGAUGAUUCGCAACGCAAUGGUGCGGCAUGAGAGUCAAGAAUUCAAGGAUAUCUCUGUGAAGUUUCACUACGACAAGAUGCGCCGUGUAUCUGAGGAGAAGCAGGACUACUUCUUCGCCCCCCUGCCCAAUACUCCGUUUACCUUGGGUAUUACGAUGCCCAGUGAAUAUGGCAAGACCUGGAUAAAGGUGGGUGAGGAGGUCCUCAAGAACAAGCACAUGAAGGUCAAUAUAUCGGAUUUCUUCGUGGGCGAAAACUGGAAAGUUCAUCCCGAUUGGGUCUACUGCAAAUAUCACUAUCUGGAAGGGCAUGAGUUCAACAAUUCCGAGGCAGAGUUGCGUGCGUUCCUGGGCAAGAUGGUCAAAAGCGAUUGGAAAUGGUCCGAGCAGUACGACGAGGACGAAUCUGAUAGGAAUGGAAACAUUGAUUUGAACUGUGGUCGCAAGACUCUCAAUGACGACGCCUACUACUGCAACAAGGAGCUGGUUCAACUGCUCAUUUUCGACGCCAAGGUGACCAAUUCCAGCUACGGCGAGUGGCGGUUCGAAAACGAGGAGGAGAAGAGGCUAAUCCAGCGCUUUGGUGCCGAUCUUCGGUUUGUGGCCACCAUGAGUGGCCUCACCCGCUGGCAGUUCAUCUUCGGGGAGGUGGAAGUGGAAACGGACAGGGAGUUCGGUGACUAUCACAAGACGGCCAUCGAUGAGACCUGGUACAAGAGCGCCAUCCUGCAGCAUCACGAGGAUCGCACUGAGAGCUUUGUGUACUCGGUGAAGUACUACGACGAUCCCAUGGAGAACAGCGAACUGAAGGUCACCGCCUCCCAUGCGAUCUUCCCGCGAGACGGUGGCAAGGAAGCGCCCGCCUGCGUGGUGGGCUUCCAAUUCUCACACGCCCUCAUGUGGGAGCAGUUCUUCGCCAUUACCUCUGUGGAUCAUUGUGAUGGCUGCAUGCCCAUCUGCACAAAUGAUGAUGUGGACUGUGUGGUCAUAGACAAUAACGCGUACAUCGUAGUUGGCCAAAACAUCAACACCACUGGCAAGUUUUUCGGUGAGUUCCACGGCGAUGUGAUGGCUGCGAUGGUGGAGAGGGGCAUCUUCCUGAGCAUCGAGGUCUACGACUAUCAGUCCCAGUGCAAGGAGGAGCCAGUAACAAAUAGCGAAGGUCAUGGACUGCUUCAUCCCCUUCGUUUAUUAAGCUUAGGCUGGAGAUGGGUUGUGGCCCAGAUCUUCUUCCAAUAUCAAAGAGUUCAGUGGUGGGUGGAUGGUGCUCCAUUUAUGGAAUACACUGACGAAAUAGAGGAUGAAUACGUUGCUGUGGGUGAUGGCGGCAAGGCCUCGGCAUCCAAGCCCAAAAGUGAUGAUGACGACGAGGACGCCCUAUUCGAUGAACCCGAACCAGAUCCGGUUUACAAGCCCUGCGACAUGCGCCGCACACUGUACGUCCUGCAGCCCAACUCCCUGGUGAGCAUCAAUGACCAAGUAGAGGCGCCAUCGACGAGGCCUUUCUUCGUCAAGAAGAUACCCAACUCGAACCUGGUGCUGGUGGUGGUCAAUGUCCUGAUGCCUUCGCGCAGUGUCCGCCUGACCACGGAGCCCCAGCGCAUGAACUAUCAGACUAACUUCCCCUGUUACAAGCUCAACAUGAGUUUCUACGAACGGCGACGCAUCGAAGAGUGCUAUACAAUGCACGAUGAAGAGGAACUGUACACCUAUUGCGGCAAAGCCUCGCGGCUGGGUUUGACGCUUCAGCUACUGCCGCUGACCAUGAUUUUGAUGUUUUACUUGACGCGCUGCUUUAUGCGUUAGAGGAUAUAUACACACAACUACUUAUAUAUUUUACAACUACUAUAUGCGACUACGAUCGGUUUGUUGUUUAUACUAGAUGAAUAUAUAUUUUAUUUUGUUUUCUAGAGAUUCUGAACUAUGCCGUAGUCCAAAAUAUAUGUCGAAUGUUUAACAACUACGCUAAAAACAAACAAAAAAACAGGCACAAUCUUCGGAACUAAAAACCACUUUUAGCAACAAAAACUUCAACUCUUAGACUUAAAACCGCGCCAAAAAAAAACUUAAGGAAACUGGUCUUACUUUAUUUUAAAAAAUAAAUAAAAAAAGAUGUAGAAAUGUUGAUGGAUGCUGCUUCUGAAGAUGGCGACUUGAAGACCAAUGAAACCCUUUUAAACUAAUGAGUUUCCCCAGCCGCUCCAUCAAUAGUCAGUUUCAUAGUGAAUUAACGAAAGAUAAGUUUUUAUAUUUGUACCUACCUAAUGCCUAUAGCUAAAAAAAACCCACAUUUUAUUGAAUAUUUUGAUAGUUUAAUAUGGUAAAACCAAUGCCAAAUAUUAAAA